Molecule: messenger RNA, 417 nt
Organism: Thelazia callipaeda (thelaziosis nematode)
Lineage: Eukaryota; Metazoa; Nematoda; Chromadorea; Rhabditida; Thelaziidae
Source: the annotation of a GenBank genome assembly
AUGUCACUGGCAUGCCAUACAAAUUCUGAAGAAUCCAAUGGUAAUAGAAAAUAUACGAACUGCUUUGAAAAUGACAAGAUUGAAGAAGAACAAAAGCUCCCGCAUGUGAUGUUAUCCCUUAUUAGCGCCUACUUCGUGUGGAUGUGUUGUCCUUCAUUCUCGGCUAGUCCCGCAUAUGUAUCAAAACAUGUGCAUAUCGGUAAAAAACCGUACAUAUGUGUUGUGUGCAAGAAAGCAUUUAGCACUUCUGGUGGUUUCAGUAUACACAAGCGCACACAUACCAAUGAAAAAGCGUUCAUAUGUGAUGUGUGUAAAAAAGGUUUUGGUAUGUAUUAUGCUUUUAAAGUACACAAGCUCGUACAUACCGGUGAAGAACACCGUAUAAAUGCGAUGUAUGAGAGAGGAUUGGACUUCUAG